Messenger RNA from Emys orbicularis (European pond turtle), 951 nucleotides. RefSeq names its product olfactory receptor 9S13-like. NCBI's taxonomy places the organism in Eukaryota, Metazoa, Chordata, Testudines, Emydidae. The coding region runs from base 4 to 951 and encodes 315 amino acids. The record is from RefSeq and is a predicted model, not a curated record. The transcript has a single exon. Gene Ontology annotation, molecular function: G protein-coupled receptor activity; olfactory receptor activity; odorant binding. Gene Ontology annotation, biological process: G protein-coupled receptor signaling pathway; sensory perception of smell. Gene Ontology annotation, cellular component: membrane.
GCCAUGGCACCAGUGAGAGAGGGAAACUGCACAGCAGUCACGGAAUUCAUCCUGCUGGGGUUUGGAAAGGGACGAGGUCUCCAGGUGGCCCCAUUUGUGAUAUUUCUGGUGAUUUACAUAGUAACCAUGAUGGGGAACACCAUCCUGGUCCUCAUCAUCAGAGCCAACUCUCACCUCCACACACCCAUGUAUUUCUUCCUCAUGAACCUGUCCCUUGUAGACCUCUGCUAUUCCUCCACCAUCGCCCCCAAAGCCAUGGUGAGCUUCCUAUCAGGGAGCAAAGCCAUUUCCUAUAAUGGAUGUGCCACCCAAUUCUUCUUCUUCGGUCUCUUCAUCACCACUGAAGCAUUUCUUCUGGCAGUGAUGGGGUAUGAUCGAUACACCGCCAUCUGCAACCCACUCCUCUAUCCAGUCACCAUGUCCAAGUGGGUUUGCAUUCAGCUGGUAGUGGGAUCAUAUAUCUGCGGCUGUGUGAAUGCCAUUGUCCAAACAAGCUUCACCUUUACGCUGCACUAUUGUGGGUCUAAUGAGAUUGAUCAUUUCUUCUGUGAUGGCCCUCCCCUGAUAAGUCUGUCCUGCAGUGACACGUUCCUCAAUAAUAUUGUGAUGUUUACCUUAUGCGGCUUCAUCAUAGCAAUCACUGCCCUGAUUGUGCUUAUCUCCUACUUUUAUAUCAUCUCCACCAUCCUCAGGAUUCGCUCUGCUGAGGGCCGACGCAAAGCCUUCUCCACCUGCACCUCCCACCUGGUGGCUGUGACUUUAUUUUAUGGGACCACUGCUUUCAUGUAUGCCCAGCCCACUUGGCUGUCUUCUCUGUACCCAAGGAAAGCAGUAGCUGUGUUUUAUACCUUUGUCAUCCCCAUGUUGAAUCCCUUCAUCUACAGCCUUAGGAACAAGAAUGUGAGAGAAGGUUUGAGCAGGGCUAUGGGCCACAAAUCCUUGACAAAAUGA